This is a messenger RNA of Pelobates fuscus (common spadefoot toad), 3571 nucleotides long. It is a transcript of the gene AMIGO1, whose product is annotated as adhesion molecule with Ig like domain 1. Gene Ontology annotation, biological process: brain development. Gene Ontology annotation, molecular function: protein binding. NCBI's taxonomy places the organism in Eukaryota, Metazoa, Chordata, Amphibia, Anura, Pelobatidae. The record is from RefSeq and is a predicted model, not a curated record. The coding region runs from base 509 to 2035 and encodes 508 amino acids. The transcript has 2 exons. Gene Ontology annotation, cellular component: membrane.
CUAGCUCUCUCUCUCACUCAUUUCUCCACCCCUCUCAAUUUUCUCCUUUUCACUCUCCCUCUCUCUCCUCCCCCAGCUCUCUGGCACCAAUAACAAGAGGAAGAUCAGCAGUGGCUGCAGCGGACGGACGGAGUGUUCUGCAUGCAGAGGACAGACCUGCACCCAGCCUGCAGCACAGAAACACAGAGAGACCGACAUGGAGAGUAUUUUAGUGGAUGCCAUGGUUUCUUCUGCCCUUUUACGUGAGAGAUCUAACAGCACUGGGCUCUGCUUGUACUUGGUUUGAUCCAGAGGAGUCCCUUUGGGAAAGGAUCCAAAAGGUUUUUACUGUACUAAAACAUGGGCUGAUACUUUUAUUGUGGUUGACAUUCAAAGGUCCGAAUUCCCAUCUUUGAUAGGACUCCAUACCGAGGGAAGAGACUAUGUGCAGGGUGUCUAUUUUCACCUGGGUUUUGCAGGUACAAUGUCCUAAAAGUGGUCUGGCGGUGCCUAUAUUCCCACUCUCACUAUGACGAUUCGGUGUGCCCUCUGGUUGCAACAAUUGUGGGUCUUUAGACUUUUCCUGCUGUGGGUGGCAGUGACAAGAUUAGGAGCAUCUCCACUUAACUGUCAGAGUAACUGUGUUUGUGCCAGUGACAUUAUCAGCUGUGCUAAGAAGGAAUUGACAAUUGUGCCUAGUGGUCUUCCCAGCUACACUGCAAUGUUGGACUUAAGUCACAAUAACAUACAUCGCCUGCGGGCAGAGUGGACUCCAUUACCUCUAAAGAGGUUACACACACUGCUGCUUUCCCACAAUUCUAUUACCUCUGUAUCUGCUGAUGCUUUCUCCUUAACCCCCAACCUACGUCACCUAGAUUUGUCCAACAACAAGCUGCAUUCACUGGAGGAGAAUGUUUUCAGCGCCUUAGAACAGCUGGAGGUGCUUCUUCUCUUCAAGAAUGCAAUUACAAAUAUUGAUCGUAGUGCUUUUGAUGAAGUGAGCCUCUUGCAGAAACUCUACCUGAGCCAAAACCGCUUGACACGUUUUCCUUUGGAGUUGGUAAGGGACGGGGAGAAAUUGCCAGAGUUAGCACUCCUUGACAUCUCAUACAAUGAGAUCAAGAACCUACCAUCGUCACAGCUCCGUGCAUUACCUGCCCGGAUAAGCAAUGGGCUGUACUUACAUGGUAAUCCUCUGACUUGUGACUGUGAACUUUAUGGACUGUUUUGGAAUUGGCAUGUCCGAAAACUUUCUUCUGCGAUAGAUUUCCGAGAUGAGUUGAAAUGCAGACUUAUCGCUCAAAACAAGGUUAACUUAAUCAGUCUUUUCGCUCUUAAUAGUAGUGAGGGGCUCAACUGCAGCGUGGUGCGAGAGGCUGGUAUGGAGGCGUAUCUAGGGCAGACAGUUAUUCUGAACUGUGACACCAAACAAAGAGGUAUGACCCAGGUGUGGGUUACUCCUGGUAAUGAGUCAGUAGAGACUGAACCUGGUGAGCGUUCAAGUAACCGCAGUAGUGUAUCAGUUCUAAGCAAUGGUAGUCUGCAGAUACAACCUAUCCGUUUGGAAGACACAGGGACAUACACAUGCUACGCACAUAGCAAGUUGCUGAAUGAGACUUUGUACGUGACACUUAAUGUGUUUAACUUCACACAGCAUGUGCACCAGGAGACCCUAAACACAGCAUAUACCACGCUGGUGGGAUGUGUGGCUAGUGUCAUCCUUGUACUGAUAUAUCUUUAUCUUACACCAUGUCGCUGUUGGUGCAGACCAGGAGAUAGAGGGCAAGGAGAAGACAGAGAGAGCAUCCGCUCCUCAGUGCUUAGUGCCACUCCCAACCAUGAAACCACUAGUGACAAGGCAGCUCUUAGUAGACAUGUGGCCUUUCUAGAACCUCCUGGAGAUCUGCGAGGCCAAAAUGGCAAGCUGAAGCCUAAUGGUUCACAGGAAGUACCUGGGAUAAAGGGCUCAGCAUUUCAGCCAUCCUCACCUCACCGGAAGCUCUCAGACCCAGGAUCCAUAAGUUCAGUAUUCUCCGACACUCCUAUCGUAGUGUAAGCAACAAAAACUCACAGCAGAGGAAUUAGUCUGAAAUGUGCUCAUUACAGUGGUUUAACUCUCUCACCACCGUGAGUUCCCCAGACUCGCAGCAUGUGCAUGUCGGAUUGAAGCUCAAGAAGCUAAUUAGAGAAUGGGACAUACAGCAAAUAAAGAGUAAAGACAAAGUAGACGUAAAAUGCAAUUGGAAACAGUGGGAGUGAGCAAGAGAUAAUGCAGCAUCCAAACUGUGAGAUGGGAAUAAGCUUAAAGGCUGAGUGUGGGAAAUAACUGGAGAGGACGUUUGAAAGGUCAGAGAUAAUGCAAUCAUAUCAUUAUCAAUCACAUUUACAUUAGCUUUGCUGCAAAUGUGAUAUAAUUCAACACUAAGUGUCUCUUGUGGACCUAAGUGCAUAGCAGAAUCCAACAUUUAUUGAUGGCAACACCUCUUAACACGAGAUGCCCCAUCUUUCCCAUCCAUGCCUUUUAAUUGAUUUUAAAAAGCAUGUGUCAGCAUCUUGCAGUUAUGUCUAAUGUACUUUAAUCCCCAUAUGCUCAAAUUACGGUGAAAUAAUUACAUCCAAUAACACAAGCUGGCCAAGGUAGACAACAACAUACUACUGUUUUUUUCCUCUUCAUUUAUCCUCUUAUGGUUCCCAUUUCCCAUCCUGUUAGUCUGCAGACAAUGGUGCACUACAGACACCUUAUAUUAACAUCCGUGACUGCCACGUCCCCUCCAGCAUUAGCUCUGAUCUCUCCUCUUACAUUGAAUAUAAUCAGAUCCCUUUUCAAGGCAAGCUAUGGCCAGAUUAAAACAGACCUGCCACUCGAGAUGUGCCAGCCUAUAUAACUCUCAAAGCACAAUUUUUCCAUCUUCAGGGUUUCCACUAUGGGAAACCACAGAAAACAAUGGUUACAUUUCAGACUGCCAGAUAUAACAUAAAGUAGUUUUUUAGUCUAAAACAUCUCUGUAGAUUGUGUUUUGCUGUAGGCGGUAGCAAAUUAGAUCUUUGAUGUCUAUACGUCCACACAUAUAUGCGUAUAUGAGCCUUACACAGUUAGAACUGGAAUGCCACGCAAGUUGACAAGAAACCUUGUUGGGUGGGUUGGUCAAGUCAUUGUUGGAAGAAACGGAUAGGGAAUGAGAAGAAGAGAAUAGAGAAAACUGUGAAAUUGUGUAAAAAGGGUUUGAAUAAGCCAUCUCAUAGAAACCUGUAUUAGUAAUAACUAUAUUUAAAGAUACGCUCAAUUGCACAACUUGUUUAGAUCUUUGUGAUAAUAUAGAAAUGUCCAGACUCAUGAUGGAAGCUUUGUUCCAAAAGGUGGUAUAACUUGUAUUUCACCUUGCUUUAGGUUUUACAUAUCAUUUUAUGAUUGGAGACAGGCCAUGAAACCUUUCCCUUGUUUUCCUUCCUUCUAUUGUACCCGCUGCCAAUCCCCGUUUCGUUACUCUUGUCUUAUGUCUUCUCUUAUGUGCAGCUGAGCUCUGCUCCCUGUAAAGGCUAUACAUACAAAACAUAUAAAUAUAUAAAUAUAGAUAUUAUUUUAUUUAUUGAA